Messenger RNA from Serendipita indica DSM 11827, 705 nucleotides. NCBI's taxonomy places the organism in Eukaryota, Fungi, Basidiomycota, Agaricomycetes, Sebacinales, Serendipitaceae. The record is from the annotation of a GenBank genome assembly.
AUGGUCGCCAUCAAAUCCAUCCUUGUCGCUCUUGUCGGUGUUGCCGGCGCACUCGCCACUCCUAUUGCAGAGGCUGAGCCGGCCAACGUCGAGGUCGAGGCUCGUGCCCCUGAACCCAAUAACGAGCUUGUCACGCGCUCAACGCCCAGUUCGACUGGCUACAACAAUGGAUACUACUAUUCCUUCUGGACGGAUGGUGCCGGAAACGUCAACUACUCUAAUGGCUCUGGUGGAUCCUACAGCGUAACCUGGUCUGGAAACGGUAACUGGGUCGGUGGAAAGGGAUGGAACCCAGGAUCCGCGAGGACCAUCAAGUAUACCGCCAACUAUCGUCCAAACGGAAACAGCUACCUCUCGGUUUACGGCUGGACGACGAACCCACUCGUCGAGUACUACAUUGUCGAAAACUAUGGUACCUACAACCCUUCCUCGGGUGCCUCGAGCAGGGGUUCCGUCUACUCUGACGGUAGCAACUACAACAUCCUGUCGACCACGCGUGUCAACCAGCCCUCUAUCCAGGGCACCAAGACGUUCACUCAGUUCUGGAGUGUGCGUCAGAGCAAGCGCUCGAGCGGCUCUGUUACGACUUCGAACCACUUCAAUGCCUGGAAGAAGUAUAACAUGAAUCUUGGUCAGCACAACUACCAGAUUCUUGCCACCGAGGGUUACUACAGCAGUGGAAGCGCACAGGUCACUGUUAGUUAA